UUGUUUUUCCACACCAUCCUCUGUAAACUUUACAGACUGUUGUGCAUGAAAGUUCGAGGAAAUCAACAACUUCUGAGAUAAUCUAACAACUUUACCAGGCACCAGCAAUCAUUCCAAGGUCAAAGUCACUUAGAUCACAUUUUUUUUCUGUUCCAUGUUUGGUCUGAACAGCAAAUGAACCUCUUGACCAUGUCUGCAUGCUUUUAUGCAUCAAGUUAUUGUCACGUGAUUGGCUAAUUGGAUAUUUGCACUAACGAUCAGCUGUACAGGUGUGUGUUAUGAACUACAUAUACCUGUCUCUACACGCCCCCUUGCUGACUGCUCCUGUGGCUCCUCCCACAGACCCCGGUAUAAAGGUGAUUGGAGUCACAGACCCUUCCUCAGUCUCCAGGAUGUUGUGUGGCGGUUGCUUGCUGCUUGUGCUUUCUUCCAGCCAAUAAAAGCCUAACUUAACCCACGUCUCCAAGAGUUAUUGAUGGUGCAUCAAUUUUAUUGGCUGGAAAUUUUAAAACAUGGAAAGUAUUUUACGUCCGGAAAAAUUGGACGUUGAUCCUCAAGACUCAGAAGCAGCUCUUGCCUUUGAACUCUGGCUUGCAUGCUUCCAAUCAUACUUGGAAGAGAUUCACAUGACUGAGCCCGCUAUCAUGCACAAAAUCCUCCUUUCCAGGGUCAGUCUGAAAGUAUUCUCCCUUAUCAGGAACCUGCUGACCUACCAAGGGGCACUGGACGCCCUCAAGAGACAGUACCUGCAGCCGGUGAACACCAUCUACGCAAGACAUGGCUUAGCAACAUGGUGGCAGCAGACCAGAGAGUCGAGCAGGGAGUUUCUCCGAGCCCUACAGACACUUGUGUGGGCCUGCGACCGCAAGGGACUGACGGUGGAACAGCAUGCAGAGCUCCGGGUACGAGACGCCUUCGUUACGGGGAUCAGGACAGUGUACGUGCGCCAGCGGCUGCUGGAAAACGCCGAUCUUACCUUACGCUCAGCGAUCGAGUUGGCCGACACGCUGGAGGCUGCUCUGCACAAUGCUGACGCUGUCCAGCCGUGCGAUCCCCCGCCGGUUCCGUGGACGCUGCAGACCCCGCCACCCGCCAGCGAAUCAACCUCGGCUGCUGCCACUCGCGAGUCCAUGAUCUCCCCGAAACCGACCACAGCUGCUGCCAGUUGCAAGUCCGCGCAGUGUUACUUCUGUGGACUCGAAAAGCACCCCUGAAAACGCUGCCCGGCCCGAGAAGUGACCUGCUCCAGCUGUGGGAAGAAGGGCCAUUUCACCAAGGAAGUCUGCCACUGGGACCACCCUACCGGCUUGGCUGAUGUCCCCAGGGCCAGUGCUGCUCCGGAAACAUGCGAGGAGCAAUAAAUACUCCCCGAUGGUCGAGAGGAUUCACC
This is a messenger RNA of Hypanus sabinus (Atlantic stingray), 1390 nucleotides long. RefSeq lists its product as uncharacterized. The transcript has 2 exons. The record is from RefSeq and is a predicted model, not a curated record. Bases 513 to 1214 code for a protein of 233 amino acids. NCBI's taxonomy places the organism in Eukaryota, Metazoa, Chordata, Chondrichthyes, Myliobatiformes, Dasyatidae.